This is a messenger RNA of Peniophora sp. CBMAI 1063, 3225 nucleotides long. NCBI's taxonomy places the organism in Eukaryota, Fungi, Basidiomycota, Agaricomycetes, Russulales, Peniophoraceae. The record is from the annotation of a GenBank genome assembly.
AUGGACGUGCAGAUCAACAAACGGCCCAGAAGGGAAAUUUGGAUCGGUCGCCUCUACCGUCUUGCCACCACCCACCACCCUGUAUAUACCCUCAAAAUACCCAAAAAGAUGGACUUGCAGACGCUGUCGAACUUGUUCGCGACUACGCUGAAUCCGAACCCUAAUGUCCGCAAGGCUGGCGAGCUGGACAUCCGCAAAAUCAGCGGGCAGGAAGGGUUCGUGUCUGCGCUGCUGCAGAUCGUCGCGUCGGACGGCGUGGACCCAUCCAUCCGCCAGGCGUGCGCUGUCUAUCUGAAGAACCGCGUGCAGUCGUCGUACGCCAUUGUCGGCGACACGGCCCGGCCCGACCAGCGGCCCAUUCACGCCUCAGAUCGCGCCGCGCUCAAGGCCGCCCUUCCCCAGCUUCUCUCUUCCUCGUCUUCCCGCAACUUGACCGUCCAGCUCGGUGCCACGCUCAAGGCAGUCAUCAGCGAUGAUUUCCCCGAGAAAUGGCCAGAACUUGUGCCCAUGUCCAAGCAGCUUCUCGCUAGCAGCAAUAUUCACGAGGUUGUCGCCGGCAGCAUCAUCGUCCUCGAGAUGGUUCGCGCGUUCCGUUUCAGGCAAGCUGAGCAGAAGAUUCUGCCCAACAUCGCGGCCGAGAUGUUCCCCAUCCUGGUCUCGCUCGCGCAGCGUCUGCUUUCCUCGCCGCCUGCGGGCGCAGAGAACGAGAUCCCGCUGAUCCUGCACAACAUUCUCAAGACUUACCGCGCGUCCAUUACGCUCCACCUUUCGCCGCAUCAACAGAGCCCUGAGAGCUUGAAGCCCUGGGGAACGCUCCUGUUCCAGGUCGUCAAUCUUCAGAUCCCCGCGGGCGCUGUUCCCGAGGCGGAAGAUGAGCGUGAGCGCAGCGAGUGGUGGAAGGCAAAGAAGUGGGCCUACAACACCCUCGGCCGUCUCUUCCACAGGUUCGGCAAUCCCUCGCAGCUACCCAGCACGCUCAAGGCCGACUACGGCGCUUUCGCGCAGCACUUCGUCACGCACUUUGCGCCGGAGAUUUUCAAUGUGUACUUGCAGCAGGUCGAGCUCUACGUCAGCGGACAGUCCUGGAUCUCGAACAAGUGCCAGUACCACAUCUUCCAGUUCUUUGCCGAGUGCGUGAAGCCCAAGUCUACCUGGACGCUGAUCAAGCCGCACUUCGAGACCCUCGUCUCGCGCUUUGCGUUCCCGCAUCUAUCCUUCACCGAGCACAAGCAGAGCAUCUGGGAUCUCGAUCCCGUCGACUUCAUCCGCACCUCGACUGAUGCCUGGGAAGCUUACUCGUCCCCUGUCGCUGCUGCAACGGCGUUUGUUUUGCAGCUUGUCCAGAGCCGCUCCAAGACGGCCUUCUUGCCGAUCCUUAACUUCGUCAACCAGGUCUUGUCCGGGAACGCGACGCCGCAACAACGUUUUGGUGCUCUCAACAUGAUCUCCAUCCUCGCACCCGUCAUCCUCCGUCACCCGGAGAUCAAGGGCAGUAUGGAGACGGUCAUCGUCCAGAAGGUCCUCCCCGAGUUCAAUUCGCCCGAAGGCUACAUGCGCUACAUCGCUGCCGAAGUCGUUGGCGUGGCCGAGGUGAACAACAUCAAGUGGACGAACGAGGCGCAUCUCCGCGCAGUCUUCGAGGCAUGCGGCGGCGCCAUGCAAGAUACCGAGCUCCCUGUACGUGUACAGGGUGCGUUGGCGCUGACGGAGAUGAUCGCUGCGCACGAGAGUGUCAAGGUCACUGUGCAGCCACAGGUCGAGAAGAUUAUCCUGGACUUGCUCAAGCUCAGCGACGAGACGGAUCUGGACCUCCUGAACAACAGCAUGGAGAACAUGGUCGAAGUGUUCCAGGCUGAGCUCAUGCCCGUCGCUGUCGCGCUUGCCAGCCGUCUUUGCGAGUCUUACGUGCGACUCGCGAGGGAGAGCGUGACCCAGGAGGAGACAGUACCAAACCCUGAUGCGGCGGACUUCGGGAUCAGCGAGGACGAGGAUAAGACGUAUGCUGCCAUGGGCGUGGCCAAGACUAUUGGAACCAUCGUUUCAGUUGUCGAUUCCAAGCCGGAGUUGCUGGCGCAAGUGCAGGAGGUCGUUAUUCCCAUCAUCGUGUUCACCUUGGAGAACCGCCUCAUCGACCUGUUCGACAACGUCUACGACCUCGUUGACAGCCUGACCUUCAAGUCCAAGUCUAUCUCGCCCUCAAUGUGGCCCGUCCUUGAGCUCACCUACAACCUCUUUAAAACCGACGCCGUCGACUUCCUCGACGAGAUGCUCCCCGCGCUCGACAACUUCAUCUCCUUCGGGUCAGAUGUAUUCAAAGCGCGCGCCGACUACCGCCACAUGAUGCUCGACAUCUACCAGACCUCCCUCACUUCCGAGCAGCUCGGCGAGAACGACCGGAUCAACGGGUGCAAGAUCGCCGAGUCGCUCUUCCUCAACCUCCGCGGUCAUGUUGAUGACAUCCUCGCGCCUAUUGUCAACACUACGGCCGAGAACAUCGAGAAGGCGCAGACGGGCGCGCUCAGGCUGCACAUGCUUGAGGUGCUCAUCAACGCCGUGCUCUAUGCUCCCGCGCAGACGCUCCAGCUGCUCGAGCAGCGUGCGCCUGGAGGCGCAUCGGCGUUCAUCCAGCGCUGGUUCGGGCUUAUCGGAGGCGAGAAGGACCGCUUGCCGCGUGUGCACGACAAGAAGCUGUCCCUCGCAGCGCUUUGCGCGUUGAUGGAGCUCGAGCCCUCGCAAGCGCCCGACGGGCUGCAGGGUAUCGUCGCGGCUGCUCUGCGCGUAUUCCGCGGCUUACCGGCGGCGCUCGCGCGCCGUAAAGCGGCGCAGGACGCGUUGAACGAGUACAGUGAGGAUGACGAGGACGAGCAGGAUAUGGUCUUCGGCGAUGCGGGCGAGGAAGACGGUGAUGUGUGGGACGAAGACUCCGCAUAUGUCGAGAUGCUCGCACAAGAGGGACAGCGUUUGCGCGCACAGGCCGCUGCGAAGGGAAGCGGCUCCCUGAGCGAUGCGGAGGAUGACUCGGACGGUGACGACGAGCUCGAGGAGGAGCUCGGGUAUAUCAGCCCCCUUGAGGGAUUGGAUGUGCAUGUUAGGUUUAGGGAGGCGUUGGAGAGGAUGCAGGGGAAGAACUCAGGGCUUUAUGCGGUUGCUACCACGGGUUUGAGCGUGGAUGAGCAGGCGUAUCUGAUGGAGAUCAUGCGUGAGGCGCAGAGCAGGUCUGCGUAG